AUGGACAUCCACAUCGAAGGUCCGGAAACGUUUAAAUACAAUGUACCUCAGCGAUCUCAAGCUUUUUUGAAGGCCAAUGCUUCCAAUUCUACAUUCCUUGAUUCUCUCUUGACCAGAAAACUGAUCUAUCAGUUUCACCGUAAGUUUCCUUUCUUAGAGAUUUGUAUUUUUAGGUAUCUUCUGCGAAACACAAGAAAUAUCAUCUGAACAUGGAGAAAUUCUGCCGCUUGAACUGUAAGAUGUUUUACCUUGGUUUGGUAAAUUAGGGUUACAACGUAUGAUUUGAUCAUUUUAGAACCGUGGAAUUAAGUGCUCGUUAUCGAGAUUCAAUAAGAGAUGUGGUUGCUCGUUUGAAAGCAAAAUCAGAUCUUCCGUUUGAGGAAAAACGUCUGAGGAUGGAGUUGGAAAGUGCAGAUGUUUUGUGGUCACUGGUUGAAUUCGUUUACUUUAGACCGAAAGACAGUCUCAUUGUAAAAGAUCUUAUGGAAUGGGCUUCAUAUUUAAUGGGAGAGUCAGCCAAAUCAAGGGUAUCAGAAGUUUUGGAAUCAGUUGAGAGGCCUGAUCUCCAUCCAUCUUAUGUUAAUGCUGUAAGUCGAUACAGGUUAUUUUUCCAAUCUUUUAGUUGUUUUAUUCGGUAUUCCAAGCUGACUUUACAACUGCGCAGACGUUGCUGAGGAAUAAUUCGCGGUAUAGCACUGACCUGAAACUCCAACAGAUGACUUAUUUCAUGGAAGCUUUUUCUUUGGUCUUUGAAAAUCCCGAUUUUAGCCCUGAGGAAUUCGUUGAAGCACAGAGGGUAUGUUAUCUUACAUCAAAUGACUAUGUCAUCUAGAAAGUUCGUGAGGCAGUAAGAGCGAAUUCGUUUGCUGAUUCAGAUUUGUUCCAAACCAUAUCAGGCGUGUUGUUAGGGAAGGCGGAAAGUUAUGUUCAAGUAACCCAGCACUGUUUUGACUCCUGGUACGAGUUAUUGCCAGCGUAUGUUCUCUUCUCAACUCCUGCUUGUGAUUUGGAUAACGUAGCCAAUGUUGCUAAAGUAAGUUUAUUGUGAUUAUUAAUAUUUACAUAUUUUUAUAGACCAUUUACGAAGCACUUUCAAAUCCAUCGCUUUCACAAGUCGAGCAACUUUCAACUCCAUUGGACAAGUUAAUAUUCUCUGUCCUCUCAAAACGAUGCCAAGAAAUGCUCUUGGAGAUUUGUCGAUCCAGCGGUUUCUGGUGGUUUCCAGUUCAUCUUUGCGACAUCUUCCAAAAACAUGAUCCAUACACAAUGAAUGCGCUGGCCGAAUUAGUAGAUCCUUUGUGUAAUCAGUUCGACGAGAAUGGCCAAAGGCAACAGACUGAGUUGAGUGUAAGAUCCAAGUUGCUGAUUGAUUAUGGAGACUCUCUUUUGUAUUCGGAUUACUGGAAUCUGGCCCCAGAUUAUCUGUUUUACUGCGGAACCGAAUUUCCGAAGGAUUUUUUGGAUGACAAGGUUGAGAAGUUGACAUUUACAUCGUUCAAGAAGGCUGAUUGGUUCUGGAAUUUGGCUUUGAGAUUGGAUCUGCCGAAGACCAAGGUCAGCAUCAGCAGAGAAAUGAUCCAAACGUGAGUUCAGUUAACGAUAAUUAAAAUACUUUUGCAUUUAGAUAUUCGUCCAAGAAAAGUUUUAAUGAAGCUCUCUGUUGGGCUCUAAAAUCUCAGCAAAAUGAGUUGAUUGAAGAAGUGUCUAACCUUCUCUUGGAGAAUGUGACCGCCGAUUCAGUGACCAAUCUUAGGAUCUUUGACGCCCCUCCUGACGCCUUCUACCAGUAUCCAACUCUAAUGCUCCUUCAGAGGUUUUACCAAUUCAGAAGAUGCUUAUUGGAUGGCCAGGCAAAAGAAGCGGCGACCCGGCUUUAUGAAUUGGUCAGGUUUGGAACGGCUCCCAUCCAUUUCCAACUUAUUUUAUUCGAUCAGAUGAGCAAACUUCUGGAUCCGGCAGCCAACGAAUUCCUUGAUGUAAGCUAUUUUUUUAUUCUAUUUUUUGCAUUGGUCAACAUAAAGUCUUGCUCUUCAGCUCCCACAACUCAAUCAAGAAUCAAUUAUGGACCUAAUGCGGGCAGUUAACAUCUUUCUUGUGCAAAAUGAUAUCAUCAAUCCGAAGAAGAAUGCUGAUAAUGACUUCGAUCAGGCAGAAUUAGUAACUAAAGUUGGGCAGCUCCGUCACUCGUUGUGUAACGCACUGUCAAUGAAGUUACAUUGA
This is a messenger RNA of Bursaphelenchus xylophilus (pine wood nematode), 2220 nucleotides long. NCBI's taxonomy places the organism in Eukaryota, Metazoa, Nematoda, Chromadorea, Rhabditida, Aphelenchoididae. The record is from the annotation of a GenBank genome assembly.